Micromonas pusilla CCMP1545 is the source of this 2541-nucleotide messenger RNA. RefSeq lists its product as uncharacterized. Gene Ontology annotation, biological process: mitochondrial mRNA catabolic process; mitochondrial RNA 3'-end processing. Gene Ontology annotation, cellular component: cytosol; mitochondrion. The record is from RefSeq and is a predicted model, not a curated record. The coding region runs from base 1 to 2541 and encodes 846 amino acids. Gene Ontology annotation, molecular function: polyribonucleotide nucleotidyltransferase activity; RNA binding; 3'-5'-RNA exonuclease activity. The transcript is spliced from 3 exons. Lineage: Eukaryota; Viridiplantae; Chlorophyta; Mamiellophyceae; Mamiellales; Mamiellaceae.
AUGGCGUCGGCGCUUCGCGAGGCCGCGAGGGCGUCGAGACGCGCGUGGAGCGCGACGGCGCGCCCCAGGAUGCUCGACGCCGUCCGCGCGUGGACGCGCGAUCGGGGAGAGAUCGAGAUCGGACGACGCGGCGGCGGCUUCGCGACGACCGCGCGAACCGAGUCCGGAGAAGAAUCGUCGUCGAGCGGGACGAACCAGAACGGCGCUGCUAUCCGCGAGUCCGUAUCCCUGAAGCUCGGCCGCGACGGCGUCGAGACCGCGAUCGCGUUCGAGACGGGAAGACUCGCGAGGCUCGCCGACGGCGCGGUCAUGGCGAGCAUGGGCGACAACCGAGUGAUGUGCGCCGCGGUCGCCGCGAGAGAGCCGGACCCGAACGCGGGGUUCUUCCCGCUCAACGUCGAGUACCGCGAGCGCGCGAGCGCGUACGGGAAGAUCCCGAGCACGUUCACGAGGCGAGAGGGCGCGCCGAAGGACCGCGAGGUGCUCGCGAUGCGAGUCGUCGACCGCGCGAUACGACCGCUCUUCCCAAAGGCGUUCCGCAACGACACGAGCGUGCAAGCCAUCGUCCUCGCGAGCGACCGAUCGCUAGACCCGAGCGUCCUCGCGGUGAACGGCGCGUCGGCGGCGUUGCACGCGUCGUCGAUCCCGUGGAACGGGCCGGUCGGCGCGGUCCGCGUCGCGGUCGUGAACGACGGCGAGGUGAUCGUGACGAACCCGGACGACGCGACGCGGGCGGAGAGCGAGUUUGAGCUCCUCUACGCCGGCACGGAGGACAGGGCGCUGAUGAUCGAGGCGUCGGCGACGAAGAGAGGGGGGGUGCCGGAAGCGGUCGUCGCGAAGGCGUUGCGCGCCGCGCACGACGCCGCGAAGCUGCUCAUCGCGCCGCAGCGGAGGCUGCGCGAGCGCGUCGGGAAGGAGAAGCGGCCGCUGCCGGAGGAGGCGGACGCGACGGCGGCGGCGGCGGCGAAAUUGAAGGCGCUCGCCGUCCCGCGCCUGACGCGACUCUACGAGCUCAAAAUUCAGAGCAAGUCGGAGCGCGGGCGGAUGAUGGCGGAGCUCAAGGCGGAGAUCGCGGAGGAACUCGCGACGUCGCACGGGAUGGAGCUAACGCCGCAGGCGCUCGACGCCGCGUACCUCGCCGCGAGCUCGCGCGCGAUGCGCGAUCUCGUUUUCGAAAAAGGUGUCCGCGUCGACGGGCGGAAACUCACCGAGCUGCGGUCGCUCGCCGCGGAGGUGGGCGCGAUCCCCGUCGUCCACGGCUCCUCGGUGUUCGAGCGUGGGAACACGCAGGCGCUCGCGACGGUCACGAUCGGCAGCGUGGACGACUUUCAACGCCUGGACGCGCCCGUCGGUCCGAAGAACAAAAAGUUUAUGCUCCACUACGCGUUCCCGUCCUUCUCCAUAAACGAGACGCCGCGGCGCGGCGGCUUAUCGCGCCGAGAGAUUGGCCACGGCGCGCUCGCGGAGAAGUCCCUCGCGGGGAUGAUCCCGGACGACGACGCGUACCCGUUCGCGGUGCGCGUCAACGCGGAGACGUUGGAGAGCAACGGGUCUUCUUCGAUGGCCGCCGUGUGCGCGGGAUCUCUCGCGCUGAUGGACGCGGGCGUGCCCAUCGCGGAGCACGUGGGCGCCAUCUCCGUCGGGCUCGUCAUGGACGAGGACGAGGACGGCAACGUGACGAGGCACGCGCUGUUGUCGGACAUCAUGGGGCUGGAGGACGUGUUGGGGGACAUGGACUUUAAGAUCGCGGGCACCCGAGGCGGGAUCACCGGGAUUCAGGCGCCGCUCGACGAGGCGUCCGUCGCGAGGAACCAGGUCAUCGACGAGAUGUACGCCGCGAUCGCGAGGCCGAGGGAAGCGGACGAGAUGUCCGCGUUCACGCCGCGGUACGCGACGCUCGAGAUGGACCAAAAGUUUGUCGGCAAGCUCAUCGGGCCGCAGGGCUCGACGAUCAAGAACAUCGAGGCGACGACGUCGGCGAAGAUCUCCAUCCGCCAGGCCGAGCCCGCCGCGGGCGAGCUCGCCGCGCGCGUCGGCAUAUUCGCCCCGUCGAAGGACGCGCUCGCGCUCGCGGUCGAGCAGGUGGAGCUUCUGACGAAGGAGGUGGAGAAGGGCGCGACGUACGGCGCGACGGUGAUCGAUACGAAGCCCUUCGGGUGGAUCGUGCGCGCGCCGACGGGGUGCGAGGGCUUACUGCACGUGACCGAGUACUCGUGGGACGGCGGGUUCAUCAGCGAGAGCGAGGUGGAGAGCCUGAUGCCGGUCGGGACGGAGGUGGAGGUGAAGUGCGUGGACGUCAAGCCGGGGAGGAACGGGAAGACGGAGCGGUCGUUUUCGGUGAAGCAGCUGACGCCGCCGCCGGAGGGUCACGUCUCGCCGCCUCCGAAGCCGCGGAUUGGGAUGGGCAGGGGCGCCAGAGGGAGCAGCGCGGGGCAAGGGAGCGUCGGCGGCGUCGCCGCGGACCGGCCGAGCAUCUACGUUCGAAACCCGGACGGGACGUUGAAGAAGCCGCUCCAGCGCAUCGCAGACGCGGCGAAGUGA